Messenger RNA from Exophiala aquamarina CBS 119918, 1347 nucleotides. RefSeq lists its product as uncharacterized. Lineage: Eukaryota; Fungi; Ascomycota; Eurotiomycetes; Chaetothyriales; Herpotrichiellaceae. The coding region runs from base 1 to 1347 and encodes 448 amino acids. Gene Ontology annotation, biological process: protein import into peroxisome matrix, docking. The transcript has 4 exons. Gene Ontology annotation, cellular component: peroxisomal importomer complex; peroxisome; peroxisomal membrane. Gene Ontology annotation, molecular function: protein binding. The record is from RefSeq and is a predicted model, not a curated record.
AUGACUACUGUUUCGCCGCCGAAACCCUGGGAGCGUGCUGCAUCGACAGCUACUUCUGGAAUCGCGACCCCCAUCGCGUCUACUGCUAUGGCCGACUCUACCUCCUCUGCCCCGGCCUUGCCCGAUCGGCCAUCUACACUUAACAAUGUGGUGAAUCAAACAGCUUCCAAUUACACCAAUCAGAAUCGCUUUGGUACUGCCACCAACGCUUAUUCCUCUCCAUAUUCCUCGUAUUCCUCACCCUACUCGCGCUUUGGUGGGGGUGGAAUGUACGGCGGCAUGGGCGGCGGCAUGGGAGGAAUGUAUGGAGGGGGCUAUGGUGGCUACGGAGGUGGCAUGUACGGGAACAGCAUGUACGGCGGUGGCUACGGCGGCUUUCCCGGCAUGCCAGGCGACCCUAACAAUCCCAACAACCAGAGCUUGACCCAGACAUGGAACCAGAGCACUGCUGCGACAUUUCAGAUCAUGGAGAGUAUUGUUGGAGCCUUUGGAGGCUUUGCUCAAAUGCUCGAAAGCGCCUACAUGACCACUCAUUCUUCCUUUUUCGCCAUGGUCUCAAUGGCUGAACAACUGGGAAACCUUCGGCAAACCCUCGGCAGUGUCUUGGGAAUCUAUACCCUCAUGCGAUGGAUGCGCACUCUGCUAGCCAAACUCACUGGCCGUCCACCUCCAGCUGAUGCCGCCGCCCUCACUCCCGCCAACUUCUCAUCUUUUCUCUCCGGUGGUUCUUCCCCCACCACUCUGCCUGAUGGCUCACCCGCUCCGGCUCGGCCAUCCAAGAAGCCACUGAUCAUGUUUGCGCUUGCUGCAUUCGGCCUUCCCUAUCUGAUGGGCAAGUUAAUACGCGCAAUGGCACGCUCGCAGGAAGAGGAGAUGCGUCGCCAGCAAGAGCAGAUGCCACUCUCAUACACCAACCAAUCUGGCCAACAAGUUCCAAUCGACCCCCGAAACUUGGACUUUUGCCGGGUGUUGUACGAUUACACUCCUGCCCCUAACAGCGGCGGAAUGGAUCUUGAAGCCAAGAAGGGCGACUUUGUGGCAGUCCUUUCAAAGACGGAUCCCAUGGGCAAUGCCUCGGAGUGGUGGAGAUGUCGUGCCAGAGAUGGUAAGCAAGGAUAUUUGCCAUCACCAUAUCUUGAGCCAAUUCAAAGACCUGCCCAAAGAACACAACCCCAGAUUACUGAGGGCACGGCAACCGCUUCAGCACCAGGGAGUCGCACUGGUACCAUGAAGGGGGCUGGACCGGCGCAGGUCCCGGUACCUGUCAACGCCAAAGGACCACCAGUAACCGGCAAGCCUGGUGACAUCACAGCAGAGAGUUUCCAGAAGAGCGUGUUCUAUUCAUGA